Homalodisca vitripennis (glassy-winged sharpshooter) is the source of this 387-nucleotide messenger RNA. RefSeq lists its product as uncharacterized. The record is from RefSeq and is a predicted model, not a curated record. NCBI's taxonomy places the organism in Eukaryota, Metazoa, Arthropoda, Insecta, Hemiptera, Cicadellidae. Bases 1 to 387 code for a protein of 128 amino acids. The transcript is spliced from 2 exons.
AUGGAAAAUGUUGAACACAGCAAAACAAUAGCACUUGCUACUCUUUUAGAUCCCAGAUUCAAACUUGCUGUCUUCAAAGACGAAACUGCAAAGCAAUUGAUCAAAAAAACAUGUACAGAACUUUUAGCUGCAAUCUGGACAGAGACACAUGGCAAACCUUGCACAGCAGAUGAUGAAGAAAUUGGUAACACUCAAAACAAAGAUGGCAACGUAGAUUCCGCAAAAUUUUCCGUCUGGGAGGACGUUGACAACAUAAUUGCCAAGGAGAAACCUACAGGUACGAAGACCUCCGCUGCAAUUGUCGAGUUGAACCGGUACUUAGAUGACAGCUAUCUAGGACGGAAAAAAGAUCCUAUGGGCUGGUGGAAAGAGAAUCAACAUGUAUAA